GAGAGAUGCGAAAGGCGGUUUUUUGGGGGGGUUAUUGUUAUUUUAAAAGCACACUUCAUUUAAAGUAUAAACGACUCGAAACGUUAAUGGCGGACCCAAAGUUUCCCCCUCUGCCGGCUUCUCCGUGAGUAAGGCGCGCGCAGCGAGCGCCGUUGGCGUGGCAACGGCCGUCACCGCCGCGAGAGGCAGCAGUCCAACCGCCGCCGCCGCCACCAACGCCGCGCCCGCUUCCGGUCCAGCCCCGCCCAUCUCUUCCUCUUCCCCCGCCCCUCGUCGCGCGAACGCUGCCAGGCCCUCUCGCCGUGUCCCCUGUCAGGGCGGCAGCCGCUAUGUCCGACAAGGAGUUCAUGUGGGCCCUCAAGAACGGAGACCUGGACGAGGUGAAGGACUACGUGGCCAAGGGUGAAGAUGUUAAUCGGACACUGGAAGGUGGGAGGAAACCUCUUCACUAUGCUGCAGACUGUGGACAGCUUGAGAUCCUGGAGUUCCUUCUACUAAAAGGAGCUGAUAUGAAUGCUCCAGACAAACACAAUAUCACUCCACUCCUUUCAGCAGUUUAUGAAGGCCAUGUGUCUUGUGUGAAGUUACUCCUGUCAAAGGUAAGAAACGGAGACCUGCCUGGUGGUUUGUUAAUCAUUCAGCAACUUAACAAAUUCCACACUGCCUUCAAGCAUUUCAUCAUUUUUAUUUUUUUAAAAGCCUAAUAUUCAUUGGGUGGA
Podarcis muralis (Common wall lizard) is the source of this 719-nucleotide messenger RNA. The record is from RefSeq and is a predicted model, not a curated record. NCBI's taxonomy places the organism in Eukaryota, Metazoa, Chordata, Lepidosauria, Squamata, Lacertidae.